AUGGAUCAUAUACCGUCGUUGCCCAAGUCCAUCAAGGGGAACACCGAACUGCUCAUUUGGGUCGACCUUUUCUCGGGAUAUGUGGUUGCAAAGGCUAGCUCCUCUCGGACGGCACAAACAAUAGCGGAGAAUUACGAAGAAUGUGUGUUUCGACGCUUCGGAGCUAGCGAGGCUAUCAGGCACGAUAGAGAACCGGAAUUUAUGUCCGACUUCUUUCGAGCCUUCAGUCGGAUCGUAGGACAAAAACAGCGUGCUACUAUGGCUUACAGGCCACAAGCAAAUGGAACAGCCGAACGAAUGGUGCAAACCCUGACACAUUCGCUCAAGAUGUACGUGGCUGAAGUUGACCAGCGAGACUGGGAUGAGUAUGCUGAGCGGCUCACAUUUGCCAUUAACACUGCACAAGAUCGGAUCCGGGGGGAUACCCCGUUUUAUCUGAUUCAUGGGUGGGACCCGCGAUCGACUUUGGAGGCUACGCUACCAGUGGGGAAUACGGGGACACGAGAUCGCGAUCCAAAGAGGUGGAGAUACAAAAUCCAAAGACAAUACCAGCGAGCCCGAUCUGCAGUGAACGAUCGUUUACAAGCCGCGAUCCAGGAGCGAGCAGAUCGACACAACGAAGAUCUGGAACCACACGAGAUCGAAGUAGGAGCGCAAGUUUGGCUAUACCUGGACCGAGUUAAAGAGGGAUAUGCGAAGAAGCUAGCGCACAUGUGGCAUGGGCCAUUCCGAGUUGCGGACGUAAAGACGUUCCCUGAACGCCCGAAGGAUCAGCUUACGAUAGAGGAAUCAGAUCGCUUGGAUUUCGAUGAAGCUCUGCUGCCAGAAGACAGUUGGGAUGGCGAUCUUGAAGAAGGGGAAUACGAAGUAGAGGCAAUAUUGGACGUGCGAUCUGGUAGAAAAACCCGUUAUGGGCGAGUACACCGGCAGUUUCUGGUGAAGUGGAAAGGAUAUCCCGAUCUAAGUUGGGUGGACGAGGCCGAUCUAAGUUGUGGGGCGAUCUUGCAAGAGUUUGAGCGGAACCGAGUGAGUCGAAACCGUUUCGACGUAAUGCAGUCUCAUGAAGGCAAGUCGGACGAACCUUAA
Peronospora matthiolae is the source of this 1086-nucleotide messenger RNA. NCBI's taxonomy places the organism in Eukaryota, Oomycota, Peronosporomycetes, Peronosporales, Peronosporaceae. The record is from the annotation of a GenBank genome assembly.